CCUUUCGACGCAAGAACCAAAACCAUGAGUUACUCAAGUUUCCUGGUAAGGUGCAGUAAUCCACGUAUGUUUGGAUUAUAGGCUGUAAGAGACGGAGCCAAACAUGCUCGUUGCAAAGGUCCCAUUCCAUAAAUGCGCUGUUCAAUUCGCACCCUAAGUACACACGACAAAAGUUCAAAAUCGAUUGACCUUUUACUAGUCCAGCCGGGCCGUAAGCCAGUGAAGGUAGUGGGUUUAUGGUCGUCAAUAUAAAAGCACUGUCGCUUUCUGCUGGGCUAGUCUUUGGGUACGCUAUUGAGAGUAAAAGAAUCAAUAUGAAGAGCUGUGUCGUGUUUGCUUGUCUGCUGGCCGCGGUGUUUGCCGCCGACAAAUAUAACUCCAAAUACGACAAUUUCGAUGUGGAGACGCUGAUUACAAACGACAGACUACUGAAGUCGUAUAUAAAUUGCUUCUUAGAUAAGGGCCGCUGCACACCUGAAGGCACGGAUUUCAAAAAGACCCUGCCGGACGCCGUAGAGACCACGUGCGCAAAAUGCACAGAGAAACAGAAAGGCAACAUCAAGAAGGUGAUCAAAGCGAUCCAGGCGCGACACCCCAGGCAGUGGGACGAGCUCGUCAAGAAAAACGACCCAACUGGCAAAAACAUUGCCAACUUCAACAAGUUCAUUGAAAGCUAAACGUAAUUUUUAAGGCUUAUGUUAAGUUAGAAUAGGAAGGCUGCUACGAUCACCAAAAACGAUUGAGUUUAGGCCCUGAGCCCAAAUAAAUAGUUUAACCUAAAAUCUCGCAUUAAAAGAUCGUAUGCUGCCUAUAACUCAUUUGUAGUCGAUAGGUACUUUUUAAAAUCUAAAUAAUUUUCUUAAAUUGGCAACUUAAUUUGUUCACCCGCUAAGCUGCGUGGAAGUAAUAUUUAUUGUAUUUUCACAACAUAGACUGAUAUUGUAAUAAAAGAUAUUCGACAUA
This is a messenger RNA of Cydia strobilella, 963 nucleotides long. Its product is annotated as ejaculatory bulb-specific protein 3-like. NCBI's taxonomy places the organism in Eukaryota, Metazoa, Arthropoda, Insecta, Lepidoptera, Tortricidae. The transcript is spliced from 3 exons. Bases 237 to 677 code for a protein of 146 amino acids. The record is from RefSeq and is a predicted model, not a curated record.